AUGGGCAAAAAUCGCCGACAAUCGGCUCUGGCCAAGUCCAUACAGUCUGGCCUGCUCCGUGACCCAGACCGGUUCAAAAAGACCGCCUGGGGGAAAAUCAUUGCAUUUUUUACAUUCCGCAGAAUCAAACUCAUUAGACAUGAGCAGGACUUAUUUGCGAAGCUGCGUCAAGAGGUGUGGAACUUUAACGAAGAUGAAUACCAAUCGAGCUUCCAUACGACAAGUGGCCAGGCACCGUUGAAAAUGAUCGGCGAUUUGGGAUACUCGGGAUCGACUUUCUUCGGCACAUUUGAUGGCCGAUUGGUCAUCAAAAGUCUCCCACGUCGCUUUGAAUAUACAUUCUUCGAAACUGAUUUCCUCGAGCCCUAUUAUGAGUAUAUGCACCGGCAUCCGGACUCUGUCUUGGUCUGGAUCACAGAUUACAUUCUCUCGCCAUAUGUGACUCUAGGCACGCUUUGCGGCUGCGCCCCGGCACACCAUAUCAUCAUGGAGAAUAUCCUCUGCGGACAAGCCGAUGAUCCCGCCGGUAAUCGCUGGGAAACCUACGACCUCAAACCAAUCGACUACUUCUAUCCGGAGCGUGACCUGGUCCCCGCACCUCUGGUCAGCGAGGAUACAUUAAGCAGGCUGGCGGAUACCUUUAACGACAAGCUUCGUCUUUGGCAGAAAGACUAUAAUGCCUUUUGGGAGGCCAUUCAAGCAGAUACUAAGUUCCUACAAGAGGCCAAUGCUGUCGAUUAUUCUCUAUUUAUGGUCCGAAUUCCAGCCACUUCGAGCCCGAAGGUACUCGGGAGGCGGAGUCCGUGGAGGGCUGGUAUCCCGUCCACAGAUGGAAAAUGGAAGUAUCGGGCUGUGAUACUCGAUUUCUUUUGGGCUCGGCAUAAGCUGCAUGCGCAGGCAAUGUCCGGGGUAGUGCAGACAUUCAACGUUGUGGGUCGUCAAGGACCUAUGUCUAUUACUACAACGGCGGAUGAGUAUCGUCAGAAAUUCUUGUCCAUGGUCAAGGAGAUGAUUGAGGUAUAUCCCGAAUAG
Messenger RNA from Penicillium cinerascens, 1032 nucleotides. RefSeq names its product phosphatidylinositol phosphate kinase family protein. Gene Ontology annotation, biological process: phosphatidylinositol metabolic process. Lineage: Eukaryota; Fungi; Ascomycota; Eurotiomycetes; Eurotiales; Aspergillaceae. The transcript is spliced from 2 exons. The record is from RefSeq and is a predicted model, not a curated record. The coding region runs from base 1 to 1032 and encodes 343 amino acids. Gene Ontology annotation, molecular function: phosphatidylinositol kinase activity.